Molecule: messenger RNA, 2531 nt
Organism: Trematosphaeria pertusa
Lineage: Eukaryota; Fungi; Ascomycota; Dothideomycetes; Pleosporales; Trematosphaeriaceae
Exons: 2
Coding region: 249-2390 (713 amino acids)
Source: RefSeq, a predicted model, not a curated record
CGUCUCUCAAUCACCAGGCACGCUUCACUUCUAGCCGCCGCACUUUGACCCCACGAAUUUGGAAGUUCGGGAGAGCCUGUCCAAGAGACCGUUGUCAUAGUGCGCGCACGGUUCUACCACGCGACGCGAAAAAUGACGUCCGUUACUUUCACGUCCGUUCACUUCACCCGGGGUACGCUAGUAUAUAAAGCGCGCUCCGGGGGAGCUAUACAAGAUGGAGACUCGCACAGCACUAAAGAGAGCCAACCAUGGCUGCCCUACUCUCCGUCUGGCUCCUAGUUGCGGCACUGCUUAGUCCAACAACCCUUGCACAAGAUGGUACGUGUACUGCUUCAAGACUACAACUGUCCGACCCGCCGUACGAGAGCUAUUUCCUUUCGGACUGCCACUCGAGCUCCCACGUAAUCCUCACAAGCCCAGGCUCGGGCAGUGACGCCAGCCCCCGAUUGCUCAUCGCAUGGCCCGCCGGCAACAGUGGAAUCGCCGCCUUUUUCAAGCCCGAGAACGGCAACAGUGGAACUCUGGGCUUGCACUUGGAGAACAGCACGGCAUCCGGGCAGAUUCUUGACUCCGUGAACCUGCCCGGGAAUCCAAAUCCCCGGGUGGGCGUCUCUGGUUUUAUUCACUUCGACUCGCCAGCUAUCCUUACGCUACCAAUACUGGGUAGUAUCCGUAAUAUUCGGGACUACACCGAGGGUGGAGGCAAUCUCAAUAAGGAUGCCCAGAAUGCUGUCCAGAUCGUCAAAUACAAUGACGAUGGCGCCACCAUCUACCGCACAUGGUUCGACGACACCACGACGACAUGGCUCGACUUUUCGCCAUCUAGCGGCGCAGAUGCAGUCAAGAUUAUCCCGGGCGAUAAAUACACCGUCCGCUUUGGAACUGGCACCUAUCGAUUUUCAGCGACCUUCAACUACCCUCAGAUGCAACAGCUGAGUCCGCAGCAAGUGCUCGACGAAGCAUCUGCGGGCUUGAUCAACCAGAACCCAGACCAGACAAUCUCCCUAUCCUUCCUCUCAUACAAGGAGAAACUACUUGCUGGCACUUGGCGGUUCCUAACCUACUUUGGUCGCGACAGCAUGAUUUCGGCGCUGCUCAUGCAGCCGAUCCUCAGCCAAGGAGAAGGAGGCGCGAUUGAGGCAGUUAUUGCGGCGGUUCUGGAGCGCAUCAACCGAGCGGACGGAACAGUAUGCCAUGAAGAGAUUAUCGGCGACUAUUCGACCUUGCUCAACCGCCAGAAGGGUAUCAAAUCCACGGCGCCAGGCUGCGACUACAAGAUGAUUGACACCGAUUACUUCCUGCCCGUCCUCAUGAAGAAUUACUUUGUGGAUACGCAAAUAGGAAAGGAUCGCGCUUCGGACUUUCUGGGUACCAAGGCUUCUUUUCUAGCUGAAAACUCUGGACUCGCGUAUUCGGCGCUCGCACAGCUCACGGCUGAGAAGAUCAUGAAGACGAGUGCUGCAUUCGCUGCGAAGGGUGGGCAGACCGUUGCCAAUCUCAUCCACCUGAAAGACGGCGAAUCCGUGGGAGAAUGGCGAGACUCCAAUAAUGGGCUUGCAGGAGGUAGAAUACCCUACGACGUCAACACCGCACUCGUCCCUAGCGCACUGCGUGCCAUCGCCGCUUUGAGCAGCGCCGGCUUCUUUCCGGACCACUCCGACUGGAAAGACACAGCCGAUCAAUAUGCGCAGGUAUGGGAGGACUCCACGCUGCAGUUCUUCCAGGUCAAUGUUGGUGCAUCCGAAGCGAAAAGCCUACUCUCAGACUACGUCAGCCAGUCCUCCUUCGCGGGACCUUCCAACGGCGAUGACAUCACCGAGGAUGUUACGUUCUACGGUCUCGCGCUGGGUAGCAAUGGAGACGUAGUCCGCGUCAUGAACACCGAUGACUGCUUCCGCCACUUCCUGCUCAACACUACGAACCAAACCCAGCUCAGCGCAUAUCUAGGCCAGACCGCAGACAACAUCCUGCGCACAUUUCCCGCCGGCUUGUCCAGCGAUGUGGGCUUGUUCGUUGCCAACCCGGCAUAUGGCGGUGACGCUAGCAUCGCCUCUAAUUUCAAGAACUCUGACUACCACGGCACCGUCGUGUGGAGCUGGCAGCUCGCCAUGAUGGCUGCAGGACUCGCGCGCCAACUCGAUCGCUGCCGUACAGGCGACCAACCAGACUUCUGCAACGACGGGAACCUCCAGAAGAAAGUCCUCACUGCCUACAACCACCUCUGGGAUCUCAUCAACGCCAACAGCGACCAGCUGAGCGGCGAAAUGUGGAGCUGGAAGUACGACAACGGAUUCCAGGUCGUGCCCUUUAGCUCGUACUCAACGACUGAGAGCGAUAUCCGCCAGCUGUGGAGCUUGACUUUUCUUGCGAUACACUGGGAUAACGUAUAGGCCGCCGAGGCUGAGGCCGGGCCCGGUAGCUAAGCCACAUUGUAGAUCUUUGUGGGAUCCGCUCGCUUUGCUGAGGCUCUUCUUCCCGGGCGUGACGAUGUUCUUGCGGAUUCCGCAUGAUGCGAGAUGUCAGUUUUAGGG